Tupaia belangeri chinensis (Chinese tree shrew) is the source of this 1803-nucleotide messenger RNA. It is a transcript of the gene RSPH3, whose product is annotated as radial spoke head 3. Lineage: Eukaryota; Metazoa; Chordata; Mammalia; Scandentia; Tupaiidae. The record is from RefSeq and is a predicted model, not a curated record. Gene Ontology annotation, cellular component: cilium.
AUGGCGCGGACACCAGCGCUGCAAGGCUACACUCCAAAGCCGGCGGGCGUGGGGGACCCGAGUCAAGUGCCGGAAGUGCCCCGCGCUGUCGGCCUUCCGGGGAAACCUGUCCGCCGGAACUGCCGGGGGGCGCCGCUCCAAGGCGGAACCUCGCGUUGCCUGGCAACCAGAGCGUGCGCGGCUGGCGGGCUUUGCGCGCCCUGCAGCGAGCCGAGUGUAGCUCCCGGCCCCAGCGCCGGCAGCUUCCCGUGCUGCCCGCAGCCUGUCCUCGCGUCGCGGAAUCGCUGUCCGUGGCACUAUUUACCCCUCUCCGGCUCCCUCGACACCUUAGCGCCCACUUGCACCAAAGCCAAGCUCCACCGAAAGCGAGGCGGGCCGUCCCCCGACAUGGCUCCAGGUGCGGCUCGGGCCAUGAGCACCGGCACCUACACCUACACCAGCCGGCCCCGGGCCCUGCCCUGCCAGCGCCGCCGUUACCGCGACUACCUGAUGCAGCGGGAUGAAGAACCUAUGCCUUAUGGAAAUAUAAUGUACGACCGAAGGGUGAUUCGAGGCAAUACUUACGCACUGCAGACAGGGCCACCACCUGGACAACCUGACCCUUUAGAUGCUCAGAGACUGAAGCAGGCUAGGAGGAAGGCUCUUGCCAGACAGCGAGCCCAAGACCAGAUCAGACCACGAACACCCGAGCCCGUGGAAGGCAGGAAGCAUAUGGAUGUGCAGACAGAAUUAUACCUUGAAGAAAUUGCUGAUCGCAUAAUAGAAGUGGAUAUGGAAUGCCAAACAGAUGCAUUUUUGGAUAGGCCACCAACACCACUUUUCAUCCCUGCCAAAACUGGCAAAGAUGUGGCUACCCAAAUACUAGAAGGAGAGCUCUUUGACUUUGAUCUCGAAGUUAAACCAAUGUUAGAAGUUUUGGUGGGGAAGACAAUCGAGCAGUCCCUUCUGGAAGUGAUGGAAGAAGAAGAGCUGGCUAGCCUGCGAGCCAAUCAGUACGCCUAUGAAGAAAUAAGGAAUGUUGAACUUGCCGAAGUUCAGCGACUUGAAGAGCAAGAGAGACGACACCGAGAAGAAAAGGAGCGUCGGAAGCAACAGCAGUGGGAAAUAGUCCACAAGCACAACGAGACAUCCCAGAAGAUCGCGGCCCGCGCGUUCGCACAGCGCUACCUGGCCGACCUUCUCCCGUCUGUUUUUGACAGUCUCAGGGAUAGCGGCUACUUUUAUGAUCCCAUUGAAAGAGAUAUCGAGAUAGGAUUCCUCCCAUGGCUAUUGAAUGAGGUUGAAAAAACCAUGGAAAACAGCAUGGUGGGAAGAACAGUACUCGACAUGCUGAUCCGUGAGGUGGUGGAAAAGAGACUGAACAUGUAUGAACUCAAGGAAGACAGACAUCCAUCCUUGAAACCGGAGGGUGGGCUUGGUGGUCCUGGAGCAGUGAGCGAUCCAGGGCCCAGUUAUGAAUCCCAGGAGCAAAGUGCAUCACAGAUACAGAGGCCACUUUCAGACAGAGACCCAGUGCAGAGAGCACCAUAUAAUGGAGAGUUAUUCCAGGAGAGGGAGUUUAUGGAGGAAGGAGAGCUCCUGGGCCUGUACGACGAAACAGAAAUGAGGAAAUCCUUUGGGAAGGAAGAACUGCAACAACCGAGGGAAGCUUCGGAGCCAUGAAAUCAGUCAUCAGCCACAUCAUCACCAGAGGCAGGUAAUGAGGCAUGAGUCCCCUCAGGUUAUAGAAAUUAUGUUGUUUUUAAUCAGCACAUCUUUUUGUCUAAUGGACUGUGCACAUCAAAUGCGAUAAAAUAAUAAAAC